AUGUCGCUCCCUUUUGUCCUCGUGGUGGGCGCUGGUCCCAGCGGCCUGCUCUUGGCCUUAAUGCUCGGCCAGCAAGGAAUCCCCGUGCGUUUGCUCGAAGCCGCUGACGCCCUCGACGACCGUCCCCGAGCCACCCACUGUGCGCCCGCCGCGGUGCAGGAGCUUCGUCGCGCGGGAAUUCUAGAAGAGAUGAAAGCCGAAGGAUCUUUCAUCCCGAACGGAGCGUGCUGGCGCAAGCUCAACGGCGAAAUUCUGGCCGGGUUACCGCAGUCCACGGACCCGGAUCAGAAUCCGACCCCAUUGACCUGCUUGCCGCUGAACCAAUUGAACAUGGUCCUUCAACGGAAUAUCGCGAAAUUGCCGCAAGUGGAGCUCCUCUACUCGCACAAGGUGACAGGCCUGGGCCAGGACGAUACCACUGCCUGGGUGCACGUAGACACGCCCGACGGAGCGAAGACGCUGGAGGCACGGUACAUCGUGGGAUGCGACGGCGCCAACAGCCAGAUUCGCCGCUCUUUGUUCAGGGACUGGGAGUUUCCCGGGUUCACUUGGGAUAAGCAGAUCGUUGCAACCAAUACAUACUACCCCUUCGAGAAGCAUGGGUUCGACUGGGAUUCCAACUUCAUCAUCGACCCCGAGCAUUGGUUCAUGGCUGCCCGGAUUUCGAACGAUGGCCUCUGGCGCGUGACCUACGGAGAGGUCGGUGGACUCAGCGUGGAGGAGCUUCAGGCUCGGCAGCCGGCUAAGUUCAAGGCCUUCCUGCCCGGCCACCCCGAGCCGAGCGACUACAAGAUCGUGAACUUCAGUCCUUACAAGGUGCACCAGCGAUUGGCCAAGAAGAUGCGAGUCGGUCGCUUCCUUCUGGCUGCAGAUGCUGCACACCUAUGUAAUCCCUUUGGUGGCCUUGGUCUCACGUGUGGAAUCGUGGACGUGGGAGGACUCUUCGACUGUCUCGCCGGCAUCUAUUCCGGCCAGGCGGAUGAAGAUAUACUGGACAUCUAUGACAGCGUUCGGCGGUCCAAGUACAACACCAUCGUGAAUCCGACGUCCAGCGGGAAUAUCCGGUUGCUGUUCGAGCAGAACCCAGAGACAGCACUCCAGGAUUCAGACUUUCUCCGGGCAUGCAAGGCGGCCGAGACGGAUCCGGCUGUGACGGAGAAACUCGCGAAGGCGGCGGAGCGGCUACAGUACGACUUCACUCAGCACUAUCGCGCCUAG
Aspergillus tubingensis is the source of this 1218-nucleotide messenger RNA. Its product is annotated as FAD-dependent oxidoreductase. The coding region runs from base 1 to 1218 and encodes 405 amino acids. The transcript is spliced from 3 exons. The record is from RefSeq and is a predicted model, not a curated record. NCBI's taxonomy places the organism in Eukaryota, Fungi, Ascomycota, Eurotiomycetes, Eurotiales, Aspergillaceae. Gene Ontology annotation, molecular function: 3-(3-hydroxyphenyl)propionate hydroxylase activity; FAD binding. Gene Ontology annotation, biological process: 3-(3-hydroxy)phenylpropionate catabolic process.